Molecule: messenger RNA, 1557 nt
Organism: Caenorhabditis elegans
Lineage: Eukaryota; Metazoa; Nematoda; Chromadorea; Rhabditida; Rhabditidae
Gene: dnj-16
Product: J domain-containing protein
Source: RefSeq, marked reviewed
GUCGACCGUACCCGGAACUUUUUUAUUUGAAAUAUUUUCAAAAAAAUAUAUUUUCUCUUUCCAAAUUAUUCACAUUUUUCGAUAUUUUAAUCGUUUCUUCAUGGUUUUGCUGUUUGGAAAAAGACGUUCAUCACAGGCAACAUCGGCGACCAUGUCAAAAGCAACAACUCCAGGAGAUCAACCAAAGGUUUCGGAAAUGGACUUUUAUCAGCUGCUUGGAGUAGAGAAAAUGGCGUCCGAGGCAGAAAUCAAAUCAGCGUAUCGAAAAUUGGCUCUUAAAUACCAUCCAGAUCGUAAUCCAAAUGAUGCUCAUGCUCAGGAAGAGUUCAAGAAAGUUUCAAUCGCAUAUUCAGUUUUAUCUGAUCCAAAUAAGCGAAGACAGUACGAUGUUAGUGGUCCAUCAGAAAAUCAAUUGGACUUUGAAGGAUUUGAUGUCUCCGAAAUGGGAGGAGUUGGUCGUGUCUUUGGAGCACUCUUCAGCAAGCUUGGAGUACCUAUUCCCACACAAAUUGUCCCAAAAGUUCUUGCACAGGCACGUCACAUUUGUAUGGGACAAGAAUGUGAUGUUCAGGCACGACAACUCCCUCCCGGGGAGACUGUAACUUCUUCUGUGAGCAAGCAGCACGCCCACUUCUACGAAAUUAACAUACAGGAAGAACAUCGAAAGAAUGGAGUUGCUAUCAUUUGUAAAAGUUCAUCUAGUAAAUUCAAGUUAGUGUUAUUCGAUAAAGAAGGAGGUGUCCGAAUGAUCCAAGAAAGUGGGAAACGAGGAAAAGCCGGAACUCAAGCCGACAUGUUCUUUGUACCGUACAAUGUGGCCAAUAUUCAAGAAUUCAAUGCAAUGAAAUAUCAUUUGGAGGAUAAGGAAACUCCAUUGGCUUUUCAUUAUUUGGAUAGUUUUGAGAUGCAAACUGCGACACUUUUGGAGACACGGAAGCAUUAUAUUGCAGUUUAUGGUGAUAAUUGGAUAAGCGAUGUCAAAUAUUCAAUAACCUUCCUUCCUGUGGAACCUUCUGCUGUCGAGCAACUGAAUGAGAUUCAGGAUACGGAGAAAUCGAUUUCUAUUAUUAAAAAAGAAAUGCUGGAUUUCCAAAGAGAAUUCACAGAAGCUAAGAGAAAAUAUGAUGAAGCUGUGGCGAAGUUGAAGGUACAAGACGACACAAUUCUGAAAGCGCUGGCACAUCGUGAAGAGCUCUACAAUGAAGUUCUCCAGAAGUCUCAAGAACCGUAUAACAAGAAAGUUUCCCCAUCUAAAUCAUCGGGUGGUCUCCUUGGAUGGUUCAAAUGAUCCCUAUCAAGAUUUUUUUAAAACUAUUUCACAAGAAGAAUGGGUCUUUUAAAUUUUUUAAAUUUCACUUUCCAGAGUUAGUUUCGAUAUUUAUUGAUUGUUGAUAACAUUUAAUUUCUCCUCUAUUUUCUAAUGUCGAUCCAUCAGAUCUCUUUUUUUCUUUUUUAUGGUGUAAUUUAGCAAAACUUUAAGUGUUCUGUACUCAAUUUCUAGAUAAAUUACUAGUUUUGCUCUUGAUUGAAAAAUAUAAAUAAAAUAUUUAUGGCUAG